Morchella sextelata is the source of this 2664-nucleotide messenger RNA. RefSeq lists its product as uncharacterized. NCBI's taxonomy places the organism in Eukaryota, Fungi, Ascomycota, Pezizomycetes, Pezizales, Morchellaceae. The record is from RefSeq and is a predicted model, not a curated record. Gene Ontology annotation, molecular function: protein binding. The transcript has 2 exons. The coding region runs from base 1 to 2664 and encodes 887 amino acids.
AUGCCAUUACCCGAACUUCCCAACGAGCUACUUUUCAUGAUCGCCAAGGAACUAGGUCGACACGACCUCAAUUCGCUUAUCCAGACUAGCCGCUGCAUGUACAAUGUCCUGAUAUCUCUGCUCUACGACUCCAUCGACAAGUGUCAAGAUCAAGAUGAUUUAUUCUGGUGGGCUGCCAGAAAAGGAAACGAAUCGUUGCUCAAGCUAGUAAUUGAGAAGGGUGCAGACCCGCUGCAAACAAAAAUCCCAGAGACGCAAGAGACGCCUCUCCAUGUUGCGUCGAAAAAUGGACAUGAGCAAAUCGUCAGACUACUUCUGGGGAAGGGUGCUUAUGUCAAUGAGGUGGACCAUUGCCAGGAGACGCCCCUGAUUCAGGCGGCGAAAGAGGGUCACGAGGUGGUUGUGAGACUUCUGAUCGAAAACGGGGGCGACGUUCAUCUACGAAGCGAGACGGGAGAAACAGCGCUACAUCAUGCAGUAGGCGAGGACCAGGAAGCAAUAGUCAAAUUGCUGCUCGAGAAAGGUGUUUGUGUUGAUGAUAAAUGUCCCAAAGGCCAUACAGCUUUAAUGAGAGCUUCGGCCAGAGGUUAUGAACCUAUUGCGAGACUCCUUUUGGAGUGGAAAUCUGAUAUUAACUCCCAUUCUAACAAUCACAAUACAUCUCUCCAUCUUGCUGCAUUGAAUGGCCAUGAUGAAGUGGUGAAGCUGUUGCUAGAUAAAGAAGCUGCUGUUGACGAGAAGGGUCUUGAUGAUCGGACACCCUUAGUUAUGGCGGCUAGAAGUGGACACGCAUCGGUGGUAAAAAUACUCCUUGAAAGAGGGUUUGAUCUCUCUAUCCGGGACAGAUUCAAUAAUACGGCCCUUCAUUUAGCAGCGCGUGAAAAUCAUACAGAAGUUGCGAGUCACCUCUUAGCAGCAGGUGCUAAUAUUGAUGCGAAGGGGGAGCUCGAUCGAACACCAUUGAUUUGGGCUGCAAGAAAAGGACAUGGAAAUAUGGUUAAUUUUCUGUUAGAGCGGGGAUCUAGCAUUUCUGCUCGCGACAAGUUCAAUGACACGGCUCUUCACUUUGCAGCCUUUUAUGGGCACGAUGAAAUAGCAAAAUUACUAUUGCAAACGGAGGGCGCUUCUGUCAAUGAAAAGGGGUUCAGAGGCCGUACACCUUUAAUUUGGGCUGCAAGAAAGGGAUACGUAGCAACAGUAGAGUAUUUAUUGGAACGAGGUUCCGACGUCUCUGCUCACGACGGCGAUAACGAUACGGCCCUCAACUCUGCGGCGUUGAACGGUAAUGUGGGGGCUGCUAAGUUACUUCUGAAAGCGAAGGGAUGUUGUAUAGACGAAAAAGGUUAUAGAGAUCGAACCCCAUUGAUAUGGGCAGCAAUAAAAGGUCAUGACGAAAUGGUGGAGGUUCUUUUGGAGCACGGGGCGGAUAUUUCAGUGUGCGACGACGACAACGAUACGGCCCUCCACUGUGCAGCGUUACAUGGUAACGAGAGAUCGAUAAGGUUGCUGCUCCUGCGGGACAAAGGAGCUAGUAUAAUCAAUAUGAAGGGAUAUAGGGAUCAAACACCUUUGAUCUGGGCGGCAAGGAAGGGACACCAAGCAGCAGUAGAUCUCCUUCUAGAACACAAUGUUGAUAUUACUGCCCGCGACAAAGACGGAAAUACCGCACUCCAUUUAGCAGUACGUAACUCGCAUACACGCACAUCGGAGGUCCUCCUAGAUAGAGGGGCCCAUAUCACUGCCUGUGAUAAUACGGGUAAAACUGCGCUCCAUAUGGCAGCAGAUAUCGCCCAUCCAGCUCUAGUUACACUUCUGUUGGAGAAGGGUGCCGACAUCACCGCCCGCGAUAAUGACAUGAAUACAGCUCUGCACCUAUCAGCACUCAAUGGCAGCUACACCGUAGCAAAGGUACUCCUAGAUGAUGAAGCUGACAUUGACAUUGAAGACAAGGGCAACGGGGACCUGACCCCCUUGAUGAUGGCAGCUAAAAAUGGACUUGGGACCACAGUCAAAUUCCUUCUAGACCGAGGAGCCAUUAUUUCUGCUCGAGACAACCAGAACAACACAUCGCUACAUCUAUCGGUAUUCAGCGGCCAUGAAGGCGUAGCAAAGCUACUCAUAGAGAGCGGGGCUGACAUCGAAGACCAAGACGACGAGGGCCAAACACCUCUAAUCGUAGCCGCAGGAAACGGACACGCAGCAACAGUAAACCUUCUUCUAGAGCGGGGCGCCGACCUCACUGCCCGCAACACAAGCAACAACACCGCACUCCACGUAUGUGUUUUCAACGGGCACGUCCUAGUUGCACGGCUCCUCCUCGAGAAGGGCGCAGACGUGCACGCCGCCGGCCUCCUCGGCCGAACAGCGCUCCACAUGGCGGUCGACAUUGGCAGCGAUGCCCUUGUGGUGCUCCUCCUGGAGUACCAUGCCAACCCGCACAUGCAGGAUUUCGAGGGAAAGACGGCUUUCAGGAUGGCGAGGGAGAUUGGUCUCAAUGGCAUCAUCAAGGCUUUGAACGGAGAAUGUGCAGCUGUUCAAGUUAGCACGAGCCUCGGCGAGCUGAGUACGAACGAUGAGGAUGGCGGGCCGAGGAGGAAGGGGAAGCUCGAUGAGGUGCUGGAGAAGGUGCGGUUCUUGAAGGAUGGGAAGUGGUCGCAUUGGUGA